Molecule: messenger RNA, 7886 nt
Organism: Pomacea canaliculata
Lineage: Eukaryota; Metazoa; Mollusca; Gastropoda; Architaenioglossa; Ampullariidae
Product: selenoprotein S-like
Exons: 6
Coding region: 4138-4665 (175 amino acids)
Biological process (GO): endoplasmic reticulum unfolded protein response; retrograde protein transport, ER to cytosol
Cellular component (GO): Derlin-1 retrotranslocation complex; endoplasmic reticulum membrane; Derlin-1-VIMP complex
Source: RefSeq, a predicted model, not a curated record
CUGUAGUUACUUAAAACAGGGACAAAACAUCAUGUGCGGGCCAAGCUGGCACAUCUCCCCUGGCUAGCGCGACAACCAUCUCGCUGCCGGUGUCCAGUGUCGGUGUCAACUUCGUCCGAGCACCUGACGUGGACGGCCGCGCGUGACGUACGGCCAGGGGAGAUAAUUGUUCCACGCCUUCUGGUAGUGAUUUCGGGCCACCCUCCUCGGCGGGGUAAAACCCCACAGGAAACGAACAAAGUAGGGAGGAGUGGAAAGAACUUUACUUUUCUGGGUGGCGAGGUGGAUAUCGGCCGACAGAAAGUCCGUCGGGAGAAAGGACGUAAAAGACCCACGGGACUCUGAAUUAUACUGAGUUGUGAACUUUAACUGAUGAAACUGUGGACACUGGAAUGAUUAGGACAGUGUGAACUUUAAAUGACGAGCAUAUAACAAGUGGAGUCAUCACGCCAGUGCGAACUUUAACUUGUGAAUAUUGGAUGUAUCAGCGACCAGCACCAUAGCGAAAAAGCCAGAAAGCUAAGUUUGAGAUUACCUAUGGAAUGUUUGUGAACUAUCUUCUUGUAAAUAUAUAUGCACUCUGUUAAUUAUAUUCUUAUCAUUAAGUUUGAAACCUUGUUAUUGAAUCUGUUGUAAUAGGUGUGUGGGAGAAUGUUAGAUGACUGAAUGCAAUAGUCAGACAUUGCGCACAGGGCCCACGUAACCGUACGUUACAAUAAGAGAGAUGCAUGGUGUAUAGAGGAGAGACAAAGUAAACCGCGCCACAUGAAAGCACCACACACUGCACAGCACUUAUACAGUGCUUCAAACGUUGUGUUAAAAUUGUGUGAAUUUUGUAGUUUAAGAAACCUAAUGAAAAAUAGGUUGUGACCAUCUUAACUGAUUUUAGCAAUACUUGCUAUAUGCACAUAAUUAGACGGUUUUAGAUAUUUGUUUUGUGUGUUUCACGUGCGUGCCUGAUUUUGUUUGUGUGUGAGUGAGUGAGAAAAGACAAUGAAAGGGAUUGUGUGCGUGUGUGCAGAGAAAAGCAGAAGCUAGAGAAAUCUCUAGCUGUUGUAUGCAAGUAUUGUCAUGAAUUAUAUACAGAAAGUUUUAGUUCAUUUCCAGUUUGCCUAGUGAUAAAUGCAUUUGGGAAGAGUGACGUGUGCAAAAGUGAUACAUUUUCAUUACAAAGCUAGAGUCUGCGUCGUCUGGUGAAUCACACACUGGACACUAUAGCAAGAUGUGUGAUUAAGGGCCAUCCGCAACCACGACGAAAAUAACAGGAUUACACAGAGUUGUAAGACAAUGGUGAUAAUACGGUGUAUAUCACUUUCGUAGGCUUUGGGAGAGCAGUAUAGCUGCUACUUAUAAUAUAUUGUCAUGGGUAUAUAUAAGGCUUUUAUCUGACAUAGGUAGCCCUAAAAGUGUUCUUCGAUAUGUACGGGUUUGGUGUUUCGAGUCUAUCUAACGUUGUCCCACCUUAAUUUCUCCAUAAUAUCGCGUCUUCAACAUGCCAUAUAUCAUGUGUUUGUAUGUAUUUAGCAUCUCACGACAAAGGUAUGCUGCACUGCGUCGGAUUGGUACAAAAUGAUGCUUGCUAUUGUCUAGCUGGGCGUUUUGCUUUGUCAUCGUGACCUUUAACCUUUUUAAAUCCGCCCAGCAGCCACUGUACUCCCACCCCACCCCUUUUUCUGCUUUACCUUGCAUCGCCCCUCAGCGAACAGUGGAAUCGCGGGGAACGGAUGAAAGAAAGGAGAAAGACUCCGUUGGCCGUUUGUAGUGAAAAGGGAGAUAACGGUGGUUUUGUCUCUAACACGAUUCGCUCGCUACCCACCCCCUUUCUUUCCGAUACGUGUAAGAAUAAUUAAAUGUCACAAUCUGUAAAUGUCAUUGUGACUAUCCUUCCAGUAAGUCGAUGAGAGAGCCCCCUGACGUAAAAGUCGCGAGGGGAGGGGAGGAUUGAUGUUUUACGUCGAGCCAGCAACUAUAAGACCAUAUAUCACGGCAGGGCAGCCAGCCCUGUACGUAAACAGAUGCCACUUGCAGAAAAAAGAACAACGUGCCCGAGACGAGAGCUGAACCCAGGACAGCCAACCCACUGUAUUGGUGACAGGCGUUAACUGUUACGCCACCGCGAGGAGCAAGCAUUUACUAUAGAUGGCAUGGUUUGACCCUGUGACCCGGCUCCGACCAGUGCUAUAGUCAAUAACCGACUCUCGCGAGCUGCAAUGGUGAUAAAAUAUAUGUUCAAAUUUUUUGCACCGUCGUCACAGCUUUGGGUGUACCUUUAAUUUUCUGUCAACUCGAUCGGAAUCUCCGGCUGUGAAAGGAGGACGGUUGUACGCAGUUAGCCGCACCUUGAUAGUUGAUGAACUACAUCGCAGUUUCCAAUAGCUUGUCGGUCACUCUUUUAUGUUUUCGUGUCUCGUAUCAAGUUUCCGCUCAACUUUCUUAGAAACAUUCAAACGGCAAAUGUCGAAAAACUCCUCCUUAUCCAAAAAAGCAUAAAUUCCAAGAAAAACACACAUACAAAUAUAACCGAACACGACACGUUAUACACAUUACUGUUUUUGUUUAUUUAGCAGACCAGGCUUUCUCCCUCGGAGCAGACAUUUGACAUCAUUAUCACUUUAUCUUACACGUUUCCUCCCCGUGCGCUCUUCGCACUCAUGAACUGGGUCAGUUGCAUUUCGUGACAAUACAAAUUUCCAUAAGUAUAAUACAGAUGCACAAACAUCGCUACACUCUAUACACUUUAGAACAUCCCAAGUUUUCGUGAACCCAGCGGAUCAAACAUGUACAUAAAUAUUAUGCAUCUAUAUUCUAUAGCUUAAUUUGUCGGCGUUGUAGGCCUUUUCGUAAUCAGGUGCGUGAAAAAUAUGUGCGGAAAUUUAUCGUUUUCGAGAUUUUCGGUUCAGACAUUGCUAGCAUAUGGCUGUAGUAUUAAACAUGGAGUGACUGCGCCCGUGCAGAAGCAGUGCACCUUUUACAGAAUUUGACAGUCUAUCAUGAAUAUUUCAUCCAAACCCCCACCCCGAUCACCACCACCACCACCACCUUCAAAAAAACUUUCUUCAUUGACAACAACAUAAAUAAUGCAUGCUUAGUACAAAUAUCUUGCUUUGAAAAAAAUACUUGUUCGUCAUUUAUUCAGCAAAACCGUAAUGAGCUAUUCAUUAUCAUCAAACUUUGAAGAUGAUAUAUUGUCCCACGCGUUGAGCUUUAAGAAUGUGAAUUAAACCGAUUUUUAAUUAGUUAUUUGAAUAUUCAUUAGCAGAGUGAUCAGAUAUCCGCACAUUGAUAUUUCACAGAAUAAAGAUCUCUAAAAAUGAAAGUCAGUGUUAAUUAAUUGAUUCCGACGAACUAUAUCACUUUGCUAAAACUAGAAUUAUAUAUAGCUACGAUAUCGUUCACUGCGGGAACUUAAUUUAAUUGCAGGUCCUAAUUAUAAUGAGCCAUAUAUUUUCGUUCGUUCUAUAUUCUAUUUCAUAAAUUCACGAAAAAAAUAAAAACAAUUACGUUGGGGAUUUGAAACUGAGGUUAAAUAUUUAGUCUGCUAAAAAUGUUUCGACGACAAUAUAUAUAAUCACAGUAAGCACAUGUCCGAAGUGGUCGUGCAAACCUUUAAAUCGGGGUAAAGGUCACAGGGUAAAAGUCACAUGCAUGCAUAAAUUUUGUCUCCAAAUUUGUCCUUGCAUUUAGACUAAAUGGCAACGUACGCUUGCUGGGGUACUUUUGAAAAAUGAUAUUUGUACACGCAUGGUGUACGUGUGUAUGUACGGGAGAAGGAUUAAGUCUGCGUUUAUUCCACCUUCUAAUAACGCACAUUUUAUCACUUUUAUGAAUUAAGUUUGUGAAUGUAAUUGCUCUCAAAGACUCGAAUAAAAAAAGACUUGGAGUAAAAGACGAGGAAAACAGAGAACAGCUAUAUAACUGAUAUAUCAUAUUUUUCACAAGCCUGCCAAAUCCUCAAAGCCUCAAACAUAGGGGAGACUACUCCCGAAACUUCCGAACUUCUUGUCUCCCUUGCAUGCUUCUUUUGUACUUCCGCUGACGUGCUCAUUUGAGAAGAAAGCAAAAGUGCUCUGUAUUAUGACUUCGAGAUUCUUCUGAGAAAGCUGUCGAAGAAAGUGGUUUAAGGGCUCCACUAGCAUUAUGAAUCCAUCUUCGCCGUUAAACGAAACACCUUCAACAGUCACAAAUACAGUAGCAACAGUCUGGCAGUAUGUGGAACAAUAUGGGUGGUUCAUCAUAGGAAUAGCGGUAGCUGUGCUGUUAUUGAAAAACCGUCUACAACCACAACUUGAUCGGUGGAGGAGUCAACGAGAGGAUGGGAGAAACAAGAAGAUAGAUCCUGUGGAAGCACAAAGUCGGUUGGAGGCAUUGGAGAGACAAAGACAACGCAUGCAGGAAAUGAUGGACAGACAGGCAGAAGAAUUCAAACAGAAACAGAAAGAGAAGGAAGAGAGGGCUCGUUUAGAGCGAAUAGCAGAUUGGGAAAACCACGAGCAGGGCAAAGGUUAUAAAAAUAAAACACGAACAAGAGACGAUACUGAUCCCGGCCCAUCCCAGCAGAAGCCAAAACCGAAAAAACCUCUGCGUGAUUCAGAUUACAACCCUUUGACGGGUGGCGGCGGAGCCUGUUACAGACCAUCUCGCCGAGGGCCGACGGGAGGAGGAUGAGGCUAGUGUCGCGUGUUAUCCAGUCUUCACCCUUUGACCGCACAGGGUCGUAGGGUCAAGGCAGAUCACAUGACCGCAUUAUGUGACAGGAUGUACGCGCAGUCUCGUCUUGUUUUCCUUUCUCUUGCAAGCUUUCCUAUACGAUCUUCUUGACUAACGAUGGCCUUUAUUUAUUUUUUAAUUUCCAAGGAGUUUAGUUGAUUUGUUUUGUUGUGUUUAAAGGACGAGGGAAUCAUUUUGUCUAGUUUCGUCAUGAAGUAAGGGAUGUGAAACAUUCUCCUCCACACCCAACCCCUCAGUCAGGAGCAGGGUUAUGUUCUGUUUACAGGGUUUAGUACAGGAUGAUGUUGCUUGGCUUCAAGGGUUCUCGCUAUUAGAAACCACGGAAAAUUACAAUUCGUUAAAAUUGUCGCUUUCAUUUAGAUAGGUGACUCCAAAUUGCAGGCCAAACUCUUGGCAAAAGUGUAAGAAAAUGGUGCGAAGGUGCUCGUGUAGUGGGGAGUGCAGGUGUGUAUGUGAUUUACAAUAUUUCAGUGAAAACUCAGCAUGGUGGCGGCUGGCUGUCGUCACACCAAGAAGCAGAUUCGCAUAAACAACUUCCAAGAUGUAAGCUGCGUCAGAAAUAAAGAUUACAUGAUCAAGUAGUAAGGUUAAUUAAAACAUUACUUAUGUAUUUUAUGUAUUUACAUUUAUUUUACUUCUUUGACAGUUUGUUUACAUGUCAACCACAUUGGAUCUGUCAGUAGUGAUAGGAAAUCAAAUCUGAAGAUCCAUCUCUAAGAACCUACAUUGUUAAGCUUGUUUUUUAAAUGAAAUAUCUGUACCUAUUUUUGUCCUGUAUUUUUUAAUUAAUAGCUCGUUAUUAGUCACUCCAUCGGACUUUUGAAUCCGAUGAUGUUAUGCUGUAUACUUUGAUGCAUGUUCUGGAGAGUUUGUGAGUGUUUACACUGUUUUCUUUUUCACACGUGUGUGUGUGUGAGUGAGUGAGAGAGAGAUAAGGGUUAUGUUUGUUGGGAUGGGUCAGCGUGUGUGUGUGUGUGCCACCUGACUGAUGGUACACGUAGCUAGUGUUCAGACGUUCAGUUAAUUCGUUUAAGGAAACUAACUGCACCUUAAAAGGCUAGGUGGAGGGGUUUAAGGAGGUGAGAUGUGGUUGGUGGUAAAACAAAUCACCCAAUUUUUUUUUAAGCUUGCAAGGGAAGGAGCACAACUUUGCGCGCAGGCAUUCUUAACGUGGACUUCAGUGCUUGAGAAAGUAACCGAUGUAGAUGAUUACAGUAGUGCAAUGUAGAAAUGUGUUUGUUUGUUUGUUUGUGUUUUGUUUUUGUGAACUGAUGGGAUAAGAAUCGAAAGAGCAUAACAUAAUAAAUAAUACAGUUUACUGACUUCUGCUGUUUGCCGGUUUGGCAUUUCAUACUGGCUUCGAGAUAUGUCAGGAAUGCAGUAGAGAAUUAUUUUAAUCUCGAACAUUGUGAUUUUUUACCUUUAGGCGCUGUCGUAGCUGCUGAGUUAUUAAUGCUGCAAACGAGGUUUGCUGACAUUGAAUAUUGCGCAGUCAACAAUAUUAAUCAACCAUCUGCAAAACUGUCGGUGGAACUCAUCGUCCUUCAAUUUCUUUCCUCUCCUCGCGCGGUGGCUAAAUAUUCAUUGUGAAUUUCUUGUUGGAAGAGAAUAUGUGAGAUGUAAAUUGUAAUCCGGGUGUCUUUCGUAAACGUCCCGUUCCCCCUCCCUCCAUUCGUAGUCCCCCCUACCUGUAUAUUUUUAUUCCUCGAUGUGCCUCAUACUGGAAGACAUGGGGUGGAUGGCGAAACCUUUUAAACCAUCGCAGUGUGGGAGGACUGUACACAAACCUUCAUCGGGUAGUUUUGCUGAACAGCGCUCAGACAAUCGUACACACAAGAUUCUAACAGAAUGUCAGCAUCUCCAAGUCUGUACCUCCCUCUCUCUCCCUCCCCAACCGCUCCUGGUCAACCCCCGCACUUGAGUUUCUUCUCUUGAUCAAUGUGGACAAGUGGAGGGCGUGGGGAUCGUUGGUUGGCGGCCCUCGCUGGCCACACGGCGGCGACCCUGGGCCUGAGAACGUGCUCACGGAUGACCGCCCGCUCAGCCUCCCCUCCAUGUCCCUUUCGCUGGCACAUUUAGUCCCUGAUUACCAGGAGGAUAUUUUUACAGGAAUAAUUAUCGAGCCUCCAGGAUCAUUGUCUGGGCUUGAUCAGAAAGGCAUUGUGGGUAAAUUACAAGCGGGGCGAAGUGCUAGUGCUGGAGCGAACCAGAUUUUUUUUCUUUUUCUCUUCUUCCCUUCUUUCUCUCUGUAGCUUGUCGCUGCUGAUUUCUGUACAGCGCAACCGAGGGCAUGAGUAACUAACGACAAAUUAUCCUCGUGUAAUGCCUUUUUUCGGGUGGAUUUUUUUUCUCUUCCUUUUAUUGUUUUGAUAUUUAUUUGACUCGGACCUCCGCCGAGAGCGCCCUCACAUUGGUCACAUUUCUAUUGACGUAAAUGGGACGUGGACAAAGAGCCUGCGAAUGGGGAGCUUCUUGUAGUCCUGCAUCGUUUAGAGUUUCAGUUAGGCAGUAUAUGUAUAUCAAAGCCUUACAUAGUGUAUCAGCUAACGAGCAUGUACAGAGUAAGCACCAUGAUGUCGCUGUAGUUACUGGGGAUGACAUAUAAUGGAUGAUAAAAUAUAUUAAAAGGCAAACACAUGUUGACUUUAAGCCCAUCGCAUGACUUCCUUUUCUUUUCAAAUGUUAAAGCUUGACAAUUUUGUCAUUGGGUUUAGAGGAUCCAACGAUUAACAAGUUCCAGACCUCGUCUGGCGUCCUAAGUUUCUGGUCUACGUUAAUGCGUCUGUACAAUCACGCCAUCUUGUCCUGAGCACACUCACUCCCAGAGUCGACAGAUUGGAAAAGGAUACCAUUACUACAUAGACAAUAGAGAGGAAGAUUCUAUAUCGGUUUUGCUCAGUCCACUGAAGUCCAGUUAGAAUGCGUAUGACGCUUUCUGCACCAAAGGGUUGAAUGAACCUUGGCAGACAGCCUAUGACCUGGCACAGAGUUGUGUUCAACCAUUGAAUUUUAUUGUCAUUUAUUAACACUUGUCAGUCAUAACACAUAUUGUUACCGUCUUAGGCUGGGGUUUAUCUUUAUUUUUUUGUAAUGAAAAGAUUGCAGUUUUGUUAGAUUCACCUUUAAGUUUAUAUUAAUAAUAUAUUCAUAAAAAAGUU